AUGCCUCCCCCAUUCUCCACCCGUGGCGAACGCAUCGAUGCCAUUGCCGAGGAUCCAGUCAUCCAUUCCAAGUUCGAGACUGGUCUGAUCUCUGGCUCCUCAUGGCUACAUCUGCGCCUCAUUCGUACGUCGCGCACCACAACCCGCUCGCCUCGAUAG
Messenger RNA from Colletotrichum costaricense, 159 nucleotides. RefSeq lists its product as uncharacterized. The transcript is spliced from 2 exons. The record is from RefSeq and is a predicted model, not a curated record. Lineage: Eukaryota; Fungi; Ascomycota; Sordariomycetes; Glomerellales; Glomerellaceae. The coding region runs from base 1 to 159 and encodes 52 amino acids.